CAAGGACGGACUGGAAACCCAUGCAGAUAUAAUACAGGACACACAGAUUGAUUGGGACCACAGCCUGACCCCUUUGACUUCUAAAGCACUAGCCUGCUGGCUUAGCUUCAGGAAAUGGACUUCAGUGUAGCGAGCAUUCUACUCCUUGUGGUACUGGCUGAGGCAACCCCUGAGAGAUACUAUGUGAAGAAACAGGCUUAUCCUAAAAAAUCUCAGACUGUUGUUGGUGAACCUGGUAUUCCAGGAUCCCCAGGUGAACCUGGACCCCAAGGCCCCCCCGGCCCACCAGGACUUCCUGGAAAAAAUGGUGUUGGAUACACCGGACCUAUGGGCCCACCUGGACCACCAGGUCCAACAGGUUACUCCUCACCUGGGAAACCUGGAAGCCCAGGUGCACCUGGAAAACCAGGUAUGUCUGGAUUUCCAGGUGAGAAAGGACAUCCAGGGCUUGCAGGACCCCAAGGUGCGAGAGGAGCACCAGGACCACCUGGAAUUCCCGGGCCUGCUGGCAUUUCUUCUCCUGGAAAGCCUGGACCACACGGACUUCCUGGGGCAAUGGGUCCACGUGGAGAACCUGGCCUAAAGGGGCAGUCUGGAAUUCCUGGGCUACCAGGCCAGAAAGGUGAACCUGGUUAUGGCAUUCCAGGGGGACCUGGCAGCCCAGGUCCAGCGGGUCUUCAGGGCCCUCCUGGUCAGCCUGGUCAGCCUGGAAUUGGAAAACCUGGGCCAACUGGAUUUCCUGGAGAGCCUGGAAAGCCAGGGAUGCCAGGAAGGGAUGGGUCACAAGGACCUACGGGCAUGCCAGGCUCAAAGGGUCAUCCUGGAGCACCUGGGAUAGGAACCCCAGGACAACAAGGUCAAAAUGGUGCUCCAGGUUUGCCUGGGCCAACUGGGCAAAAAGGUCCACAAGGACCAGCAGGACAACCAGGAACUCCGGGUUUGCCAGGUACUGGCAAACCUGGAUCACCUGGAUUUCCAGGAGAGAGAGGAAUACCAGGAAUUCCAGGUGCCAUAGGCCAAAAGGGAGAGCCAGGGUCUACAGGUAACAGAGGUCUGCCAGGUGCUACUGGGCCAAUAGGUCCACCAGGUCCACAGGGUGUAGGGGGAUUUCAGGGAGAGAGGGGUGGACAGGGGCCUAAAGGUGAUACUGGAAUGACUGGAGCACCAGGCCAAAGAGGUUUAAAAGGUGAACAAGGUGCACAAGGCUUCACAGGAAAGCCUGGUCUUCCAGGCACAACAGGUCCCCCAGGCCAGAUGGGUCAUAUGGGAUAUCAAGGUUCCAAGGGCGAACCAGGAUUAGCUGGUGCUCCAGGUAUCCCAGGCAGCAAGGGACAACCAGGAGAUAAGGGACAUCCGGGGUUUCAAGGGCCACCAGGUGGUAGGGGUGAAAAUGGUAUCCCUGGACCAAGAGGACCAGCAGGUCAAGUGGGACCAGCUGGUCCACCUGGGCUUAAGGGUCUUCCAGGAAUCCCAGGAGCCCCUGGCCCAGCAGGGCUCACAACUAAGGGAAUUUCUGGACCUCAGGGUCCUCCUGGUCUAACUGGCGCCAGGGGUCAUGAUGGUCGCCCAGGCCCACCAGGACCUCCUGGCCCACCUGGCCCCCCAGGCGAGAAUAUGUACCAAUAUGAGAAAAGCAUGCCACUUAAAUCACAUGAGAUGCUAAUGCCUGUUAGUCAUGAGCUGAUUAAGGCACCAAUGUCAGCAUUUACAGCUCUUCUUACCACAGCAUAUCCCACUGUAGGAACACCAAUUAUAUUUAACCAGAUUGUGUACAAUGGAGAGAACCACUAUGAUCCAAACACAGGCAUCUUCACCUGUCAGGUUCCAGGAAUUUACUAUUUUUCUUUCCAUAUGCAUAUCAAUGGAGCAAAUGCACUGGUAGCACUUUACAAAAAUAGAGAGCCAGUCAUGUUUUUUUAUGAUGAAUACAACAAGGGUUUCCUUGAUCAGAUGUCUGGCAGUUCCAUCCUUAUGCUAAAUGCCCAUGACACAGUGUACAUUCAGGUUCCAGAUGAUCAGUCCAAUGGCAUUUAUGCGGAUGACAAUGUUCACUGUUCUUUUACUGGGUUCCUGAUUGCCUCAACGUGAUAAUCCCAUUGAAAAACUAAAACUUAACUUAUAAACAGUUUGCCAGAGGACUUAUUUUCUUUUGUCCUGUACACUAUAUGCUAAUUUGAAAAUAUUCUGGAAAAUUAAAUUACAGUUAAAAUCUACAAAUAAAAAAUAAACUAAGAAAUAAUACUAAGGAUCUUACAAAAGAAUCUUACUAUAAAUGUGUGCUGAUGCACUGAAAGGUUCUGUGAUUGCAUUGUUGGUGCUCUGUAUAUAAUAUAACAUUUCUUUGUUUUGUGUUUGGCAAACAAUCCCUUCUCACACAAUGACCUCUUUAAAACACAUUGAAUGUGCCCAAAUACUUAACAUUGUAUGUACAAAUGGAUUAAAACUAAAUUGUUCUUUAACUGUUAAACUCCAAAAUAUACACCUACCCUGUAAU
This is a messenger RNA of Paramisgurnus dabryanus, 2494 nucleotides long. RefSeq names its product collagen, type X, alpha 1b (gene col10a1b). Gene Ontology annotation, molecular function: protein binding. NCBI's taxonomy places the organism in Eukaryota, Metazoa, Chordata, Actinopteri, Cypriniformes, Cobitidae. The record is from RefSeq and is a predicted model, not a curated record.